UGCAAUUCAAUAUCUGCAGCCGACACUGCAACACAAUACUGCUGAAACCGGCAUGAUGCCGAGUAAAGACGUUGGCGGCCGGACAAUCUGGAUAUCACACAUGGCGGAUACUGAUGAGCCAAGAAACGGUCGUGUGCAUAGCCGUUGUUGGUUAUUCACCAGGCACAUGGUGUCUUUUUCCAUUGCCGCAGAUCCACUGUGGCAGAGAUAGGAGAUCCUGGCCCUUCCAAAGAAACAUGUUUGCUGUCAUUAUUCGGCCGAAGCCAAACUCGGAAUUCAGCCAAGAGGGCUGACACGAACUGAGCAGGGUUCGGGACGAGAUUAUGCA
Messenger RNA from Aureobasidium subglaciale EXF-2481, 328 nucleotides. RefSeq lists its product as uncharacterized. The transcript has a single exon. The record is from RefSeq and is a predicted model, not a curated record. Bases 114 to 293 code for a protein of 59 amino acids. NCBI's taxonomy places the organism in Eukaryota, Fungi, Ascomycota, Dothideomycetes, Dothideales, Saccotheciaceae.